UCAUAAACUUAUAACUAUUAAUACUUGUUCUUGAGUUGUAGUUAGGCAAAGAAAUGUUUAAAAUACAUUAAACAUCCAUGCCAUCCACAUCAAUUCAUCUGCUAAGAACAAAUGAUUUGACAAUCAAAGGAGCUUAAGAAACAAACCAAAAAAUGUUCAAUCCACUGAAAGCUGAACUCGACAAGAUGAAAAUCAUACUUGCAACUAGUUCUAAACAGAGGCAUGAGAUAUUAAGAAGAGCUGGAGUGUCUUUUGAUGUACAAACACCAGAUUUUGAGGAAAACUUGGACAGAACUAAAUAUUCCUUUCAAGAAUAUGUGCAAGAAACUGCAUUUGGAAAAGUCAAAGCUGUCGAAGCAAUAUUGGCACAAAAAGGUGAAAACCCUGAUAUUAUAAUUGGACUAGACACUAUGGUGUCAUGUGGUGAUAAAUUUUAUGGAAAACCAAAAGAUACUAAAGAUGCUAUAGACACAAUUAGAUAUUUAACUAAUUCCAAUAUACCAAAUAUUGUUUUAACUGGCGUUUGCAUAAAGUACAAAGAUAACUAUGAGAAAUUCGUGGAGAGCACCAAAGUUUACAUGAGAAAACUGACAGAAGAGGAAAUCUUGGGAUAUGUUGAGACUGGGGAACCAAUGGGCCAUGCAGGUUCAUAUGCAAUUCAAAAUAUCGCUGCAUCAUUUGUGGAACGAAUCGACGGCGAUUAUAAUAAUGUGAUAGGAUUGCCAUUGUGUGCAAUCACAUUAAAGUUACGUGAACUUGUUAGAAAGUACGAACAAAAUUAACCAAAUUGAUAACCAAUUUAUAUAAGAAAAUGUUUAUUUUUAAAAUGGGUGCCAUUUAGUUUUUUUGGACUUUUAAACAUGUCCUCAGAGAGGGCGCAAAUUAUUUUUGACAUUUGACGGAAAACUAACCAUAACCAAUCGUAUAUAGUGAAGUAAAAGAAUAAAUCUUAAGUUUUAAAACUUUAUUGAACACAGCAAUGUGUUUCACCAUGAUUUAUUUAUUUAUUCUUUUAUUUCACUAUAAUUAUGAAGUUUUAUCAGAUAAACACGUCAACAAUUCAAUACUAAUCAUAUAGGUUAUGUUUCUGAAACUUUUUACUUACCUAGACAAACUUUUCGCUUUUUUCUAUUUUCUCUUGUACCAAACACAAAUAAUUUCCUUUCUGGUAUUAAAAUGUGUUUAUUAUUGAUAAUA
Messenger RNA from Dalotia coriaria, 1197 nucleotides. RefSeq names its product dTTP/UTP pyrophosphatase. The record is from RefSeq and is a predicted model, not a curated record. Lineage: Eukaryota; Metazoa; Arthropoda; Insecta; Coleoptera; Staphylinidae. Gene Ontology annotation, molecular function: nucleoside triphosphate diphosphatase activity. Bases 153 to 782 code for a protein of 209 amino acids. The transcript has 3 exons.